AUGGAAGUUUUACACUUUGUAUUUGGUGUUUUUGGAAAUGCCACUGCUUUAUUCCUCUUCUUGGCUCCAAUGAUUACGUUCAUGAGGAUCAUUAGAAGCAAGUCCACAGAAGAAUUCUCAGGAAUACCUUAUGUGAUGACCUUGCUCAACUGUCUCCUCUCUGCUUGGUAUGGCCUUCCCUUUGUAUCAAAAAACAACCUUCUAGUAUCAACAAUCAAUGGCGCCGGAGCGGCAAUCGAGUCCAUUUAUGUGCUUAUCUUCAUCUUCUAUGCACCUAAAAAGGAGAAAGCUAAAAUCAUUGGGCUCUUCACAUUUGUACUCACUGUUUUCUCUGCUGUUGCACUCAUCUCCCUCCUCGCCCUCCAUGGAAAUGCUAGAAAGCUCUUCUGUGGCCUUGCUGCUACCAUUUUCUCCAUCAUCAUGUAUGCUUCACCUCUUUCAAUCAUGAGGCUGGUGAUCAAGACUAAAAGUGUGGAGUUCAUGCCAUUCUUCUUGUCACUCUUUGUAUUCCUCUGUGGUACUUCAUGGUUCAUCUUUGGCCUUCUUGGCCGUGAUGCUUUUAUUGCUAUCCCCAAUGGUUUUGGGUGUGGGCUGGGGUUCAUGCAGCUCGUCCUUUAUUGCAUCUAUCGCGGCAACAAGGGCUUUGAAGAAACAAAGAAUUCCAAUGCCAACGAAACUGUUGUGAUGGAACAUGAGAAACAAGCAAAUGGAAAAGUUGCUCAACAUGAACAUGUGUUAGUUUGA
Molecule: messenger RNA, 744 nt
Organism: Hibiscus syriacus
Lineage: Eukaryota; Viridiplantae; Streptophyta; Magnoliopsida; Malvales; Malvaceae
Product: bidirectional sugar transporter SWEET1-like
Exons: 6
Coding region: 1-744 (247 amino acids)
Biological process (GO): carbohydrate transport
Cellular component (GO): membrane
Molecular function (GO): sugar transmembrane transporter activity
Source: RefSeq, a predicted model, not a curated record